Rattus norvegicus (Norway rat) is the source of this 5251-nucleotide messenger RNA. It is a transcript of the gene Fam168b, whose product is annotated as family with sequence similarity 168, member B. Gene Ontology annotation, cellular component: perinuclear region of cytoplasm; plasma membrane; axon. The record is from RefSeq and is a predicted model, not a curated record. NCBI's taxonomy places the organism in Eukaryota, Metazoa, Chordata, Mammalia, Rodentia, Muridae.
CCCCCGUCUGGCGCGCGGCGGGCGGAAGUGAGGUCGUGGGCUGCGGUGUCUGCGCAGCGUCGGCGGUAGCGGGGGCCGCGGCGAGGCGGGCGGGAGGCAGCGCGGGCCUAGCGGUCAGCCGCAACCGAGCGUCGUCUGGGCACUGCCCGUCGCCGAGCCACACGCCGUGCCGGCUCGGGCCGGCGCGCGCCGGUCCCGGAGGCGCAGGCUACCUACUUGAAGUCAUGAAUCCUGUUUAUAGCCCUGGGUCUUCUGGGGUUCCCUAUGCAAAUGCCAAAGGAAUUGGAUAUCCAGCUGGUUUCCCUGUGGGCUAUGCAGCAGCUCCUGCCUAUUCUCCUAACAUGUACCCUGGAGCGAACCCUACCUUCCAAACAGUGCUGGAGAUUGAACCCAGGGUCUUGCACAUGUUAGGUUACACUCCUGGCACACCUUACAAAGUGUCCUGUUCCCCAACCAGUGGGGCUGUGCCGCCAUACUCCUCCUCCCCCAAUCCUUACCAGACGGCUGUGUACCCAGUGAGAAGUGCCUAUCCCCAGCAGAGCCCAUACGCCCAGUUGUCUCUGUUUUCCCCACAGCAAGGCACGUACUACACACAACCUCUGUAUGCAGCACCUCCUCACGUCAUUCACCACACCACAGUGGUGCAGCCCAAUGGCAUGCCAGCGACCGUCUACCCUGCUCCCAUCCCUCCUCCUAGAGGCAGCGGGGUCACCAUGGGCAUGGUUGCUGGGACCACAAUGGCCAUGUCAGCAGGUACCCUGCUGACUGCUCAUUCUCCAACUCCUGUAGCCCCUCACCCAGUCACUGUCCCCACAUACCGAGCCCCAGGAACACCCACCUACAGCUAUGUGCCCCCGCAGUGGUGAUCACCCUGCAAAUUAAUAUGUGAGGAUGGAGCUGUGCAGUCACUUCAUUGAGUCCCACAGCUGGUGCUGCAGGCCUUGUGCCUCCAACCAGGACUUUCUUCUUAAUGCUCUCGACACUUAGCUAAACAUGACUGCGUCCCAGCCCAGCAGGUCCCAGCUCGCUAGUCUCCAGCUAACUCUGUGGGUUGGUUUUAAAGCAAAUCCUGUUUGUGGACUGCCUGGCAAAUUUUUUAGCUAACUGUAAUGAUAAAAAAGGGAGUAUUAUUCUAUUCUGAAUCAUAUCUAGUUGAAUGCAUGUUUAUAAAAACAAACAAAAAAGCUUGCUCAAUCUACCUGCAGUGACUGAUGCAAAACCCAAAGGACGGGACCGUGUUCUACAGCCUGUGUCACUCACGCACCUCUGUCAUGUAUGCUGAGUCUCAGUUACACUCGUGCAAGGGAUGUCCUCACUGAAGCGUCGGGAGUGCUGGAGGGGACUCUUAGGGUGCUGGGUUUGCCAGUUAUGGACAUAGACUUAGAGUUUUCAGCAGCCUGGUUUUUUUGGCACUGACUGACUGAUCCUGGAGGGAGCCGCAGGGACUGGGAGAGAAUGUGAGCCUGCAGCAGCUCCAGACAGCAGCAGCAGCAGGGAUAGUAGGGUCCCUGCUUCACUUCAGCUGGAGUGUGCUCUGGGAAGCAGGGGUCUACCUGAAGCUUAGCAGGAAGUCUAGGAGCGUGGUGAGCAGUCCAGCUGGGGUGAAGCGAGGUCUGUGUGUCAGUAGAGCAGUGUCUGCCAUCUGAGUUCCCACUGUCUGUCUUACAGGAUAAUGUCUUUUGUAUCUGUUGGGACUGUUGGAAAAGUCCAUUGUAGAAGUAAACUGUCUUCCUAGGAGGGAAGAAGUCAAAGAGAAGAGGCAGCCGCACUGGAACGGUGGUGUCUUUUGCUUUAUUUCGCUUAGGGAACCAUUCCUAAUGUCCCCUGAGAAUAAUGAGUCAGCUGAAAAUACAGGCGCUGUGUACUCUCCCAUAAAGACUGAAGCUGGGUGCUGUGGAGCGCGUUGUACAUGGAAGACUGGUUACAAGGGAAUAAGUGUAUUUUUAAGUUAGUUCCUCAUGUUUCUUGUAGAGAAGCAGGGCUGUGAUUAUGUCUAAAAAUGUAGAAAUAAUGUAGCUUGUCUUGGGGUUAUUCACCUGAGGAUGACCUGUCCUCUGUGAUUAGUAGGUGAGACCUGGAAAGCCUGCAUAAGUGGCUUUGCCACUCUUCUGUAGCUGAAGGCACCCAGUACCAAGCACAUGUGGAAAGUGGAAAGGCCGGGCAGUUCUGGAACGCACUUGCCUGAAAGGCUCUGUGGUGGGAAAGAUUUUGAGUGCGUACGUAAGAAAUCAAGAGGGUUCUUUUCACCUGAAAAUAUGCCCGACUUGAAUCUAGGAGAGUGUUUCUGUUGAGUAUGGACCAAAGGGGCAGGACACGAGGACUUUUCUGGGAUCUGUCAAGUGGGGGUGUGCUUUUUAUCUCCUUGUUGAACCCCAUUGAAUUGCUGGGGCUUUGGAAGGGGUGCUUGUCUCUGGCAGCUAAGUCAGGGCUUCCAUGUCGGUGUGGAGGUCGCCUCAGUAGCAGUCAGCUUAGCUAGUGGCUGGGUCACCUGGAUAUUGAACCUUCGGUGACCUUACUUUUAUAGUAAUGCUCUCCAUAAUUUUUUUAGCAUUUUAUUUUAUGAGAAGUUUAUGAAGAUUUCUGCAUGAAUCAGUGUGAACAGAAGGUUUCUCAUUCCCAGUGUCCAUGAACAUAGAAUAUUUAUGGAUGAGUAUGUUUAAUUGCUUCGUGAGCACUUAAGAGAGAGUGCGUGUGUGUGACUGGGGUGUGCGUGCGUGUGUGUGUGUGUGUGUGUGUGUGUGUGUGUGUGUGUGUGUGUGUGUGUACGCGCACGCGCGCAUGCGAAUGCAUCGGGGGAGGGUAGCCCAAGAAAGCACACACUGCACAGAGAUAGAAACCUUUGCUGUGGCACAUAGCUUGCAUCGUGCUUCUGUGUGGGAUCCCACCCCUGUGGUGGAUGGUGUGCAGUGCUGGGAGUGUUCCAGUCUCCCAGACUCCAUAGACAGAAGGUGGUGUCCAGUGAAUAAUCACGAUCAUUGGGACAAAGGUACCUGUGAUUUUUGCAUGUGUUUGAAAAAGUCUACUCGCCCACUCUCAACUGAGCAUAGCUGUCCCCUGCCUGGAAACUCCGCAGGGAGCUCCCAAGUCUUUGGACCUACCUGCAGCUGCACACAGUGUGUGCUUCCACAGGCCCUGGGUUCUCAGGAGAAAGAAGAGCGGGGUUUCUGCCCUCCUGCUGAUCACAUCAGCCUCACACACUUGCUCUGGGACUGUGUAAAUGGAAUGACUAUCAACACCUCUGAUUGAUAAAACCCGUCUGUGUGUAGAUCUUUUCUGUCGUGAAGCCGUCAGGUCAUUGCUGUGGAGUCUGCUGGUGAAAGAUCUUAGUGAAAACCUGAGCACAUGGAUGGCAGUAAACUGUCACAGGUGGUGACUUUAAAAACAUUCAGUUCUAGGAAACUUAAGGAACAGAAUUGGCUCAGUACAGACACCCCAAAACAUUGAGAACAUUCCAAGAAAGUGCUUUUUCUGUGUAUGACAUUCCUGACGAGAGGUCAUCAGCUGAGUCGACAGGCAGGCAGGUCUGAUACUCACUGACCUCACUGCUAAGGAUGCGUGGAUGGAUGCAUGCAUGCAUGGGUGGAUGGAUGCGUGGAUGGAUGGAUGGAUGGAUGCAUGCAUGGAUGCGUGGAUGGAUGCGUGGAUGCGUGGAUGGAUGCAUGGAUGCGUGGAUGGAUGCGUGGAUGGAUGGAUGCAUGGAUGGAUGCGUGGAUGCAUGGAUGUGUGGAUGGAUGCGUGGAUGGAUGCAUGGAUGGAUGGAGUAUAUAAAGUUUAUUUUCUGUUCCUUCCCUUAGGCUGGGGAGCUUUGUUCCUCUGCUGCUGCUGUUUGCAGUUUAAGGUUGUGGAGUACUGAACCUGUGAGCUCCUUGUCUCAGGAGAAGUAAGCCCACCGUCAGGAUUAGGCCAGUGAGGCUGCCGGCAUGGAAGCGGCCUCUGGAGCUGUUGUCUCUUGUGGUCUUCCUUGGGAGACCUGUUGAGCGGCUGUUGGCCUGCCAGUUGCCAUUCUGGGGGUAGCGGCUUCUGAGUGUUUUGCAGAGGCAGUGUUUUCAGCAGGCGGGGAGGUCCCCAGUUCUGGAUUGGUUGUCGAGUGUCCUGCCUUCCCUCAGCCGUACAUCUGGUGUCUUACUGUAUCUGGAUUUGUUCUGAUGUGGCAGAGGGCUGAAGGAGCAGACUGGAUGGUUUAUGUACAGUAAGAGGAAAAUCGUUCUCGGGGAAACUGGAACUCACUGGCUUCUGACUUGGGCCUUUAAGUAUGCCUGGGGUUGGGAGAGGUUGGCCAAGCACCAGCCUCAAACAUUGGGGCUGCUUCAGACUUCCUCAGUUCCCCUUCAGAAUAUAUUGGAGUAUAGUAUUACUGUGGGGCCACCUCCUCCCAGCAGCUGACAUCUGUACUUGUGUACCUGGCACUACCGAGUGGCACAGGACCUCCCAGGGUGUGGUCGCAAUUGUGGCAGCUACUGCCCUUUGUCCUGGUGCUUUCUGAGGGUUGUGGAGGGCAGGAGUGCAGCAGAGCUUACUCUCAUGUCCAGCCACCCCAGGUCUUUAUCUCUGGAGUUGCUUACUCCUGCCCAGUUUUCUGUGUUUGAUGGACUGAUUGAUGAUGUUGUCUCGUAGGAACAGUAACAUUAAUUCCCCACGUCUUAAAGGAUUCUUCUCUCGUCCCUACCCCUCCCUGUUCACUGACAACCAGAAAGCCGGUGGAGUAAGUCUGACUAGCAUUAGGGCAUGGGAGGCAGCAGCUUUUCUGUUCAGGGACUGCAGUGGCUAUACAUGAGAUGUGUAGGGCCCGGUGGGUACACAGGCAGUUCCCGGGGAAGGGCAGUGGGUGGGUCUGGUGAAGACUAGGCAGUCAGACUGGGGGACUGGCUUCCAGGGGGGUUAUUGUGGCAGCUGGAGGCCCCAAGGAGCCUGAUAGGCUGUGAACAGAAAAGGUUCUUUUUUUAAACUUUUGUUUUUAAAUACUUUUUUACACUGUUGUUGGUACUUUUUUUUAUGCUUAAGUCAGCAUUGUCUUCCAGUGUUAAAGGCAUCCCUUGCCUCUUCGUGGACCUUACGUGUCAAUUCAAAGGAACGGGCAGACUGUCCAUCCCGAGCCAGUUCAAUUAGAUGUAAAUUCAUACUGUUUUAAUUUUUUAUGCAAUCUGAUGAGUAGAUGAGCUCAGAUUUAAAAUCCUUAAAAGCACGUUUAUUGUAACCAGAAUUGUUAUGUAAUUAAUACUGCAGUUUUCAAUAAAGAUUGACUUGUGUUGCA